AGUUGUAAAGUAAUUUGAUUGUUCCAUGUUAAAUUAUUACCAACGUAAUUAAAUCGCUAAAUAGUACAUAAGAUUUUGGAAUACAAACUUGGAUAUGACAGCUAUGCCCACAAGUGGGCGGCACCAUGUCGCUAAUGGCAACAGUGCGAUACCUGCUCACCCCUUUGACCGUGCAAUAGAGAGCAAAAUUGUCAUGGCUACAAGCCGACCGUUUUCUGAAGAGAGAAGAGCUACUUCUCCAGAUGCACAGAUUGAUAUAUUCUGCGGGGGAUGGGACGACGACGAUGACGAUGAUGAUUAUUGUGAUAUGGCACCCGUUCAACCGCAACGGCCUCGCUCCGCUACACAUAGCCCAUUAUCAGCUGCAGUGCCACAUAAUCUGCGCGGUAAAGUAAGCAGCGCUUCCAAUUCUCCACUGCGCUUCGGGAUAACUGAUGAAAACCCCGCAGUUGUUAUAGUACCGGCUAGUCCAUACGGAUCCAUAACAAGCAAUGCGUCAGCUAGAGGUAACUCGCGUUCUCCAUCCCCGAUCGCAUCAACGGAUUCCGAUUCAGCGCUAGAGACUGAUGAAAAUUCUGACAGUGAAUUUACCGAUGGACGUAUUAGCAGCAUCACAUCAGAAACUUUUGACAUAGAACCACCGAAGCCCAAUCCUUCCUCCAGAACAAGUAUUCCCUCCGAAAGUGUAGUAAUAUCACCCCCUCCACAUGCUCCUAAACGCCAACCUAGCAGUGCGGGUCAGGCUGCAAGAAAAUACUUACAAAUGCAACAGUCUACAAGGAGACAAGAUCCGGAUUCUCCACGACAAAAAAUCGGUUUAGCACGAUCUUCUUCAAGGGUUGGUUCUGGUGGCGUACUAAAUCGUAUAAGCAAAAAUCGAGCUCAAAACAACUCCGCUCCCGCGAGAUCAAAAUCCGAGGACCGACUCGAAUCUAGUGAAAGCUUUCAACGAGAAAAGGUUUUAUCUGAAUUCACUCAUAUGUCGGAUACUAACAUAAAUGAAGCUAAGCGUAAAAGUAGAACUCUCGAUCGAGGUCUUAGUGGCCUCACAAACGCAGAUCAAGAUUUUGAAAACGACGAUGCAGAACUAGGCGAUAGAACCAAGGGUCGAGAUGGCGCCGCAGUGAUGAAAAUGAUAACUGAUCGCCAUAGUAAAAGUCAUAGCUUAGAUUCAAAAUAUUUACAAUAUCUUGAAGGAAUAUCAAAGCACGCGUCUUCCCCGAAUCUGGAAUCUCCCGGUGCAAUUUCAGAUAAAGUUUUCUCAGGAGAUAAAAAGAAAAAACAAGAAAAGAAAGAAUCGAUAUAUAAAAAGAAAUCGACCAAUGAACAAAAUGACGAAGCGGAUGACGAAGAAGAAUUUAGAAAGUAUGCUGCAACAAUGGCGUCAAAAACAAGAACUUCAUCAACAUCGCCACAUAGGUCACCUCUAAAAUCUUCAACUCCGCCACGUACUGCCGUGACGACAGGUCCUAGUUUGGGUGACUUUGCAAGUUUGAGAUCAAUAGAGAAGGCAAAGAUGGACAAACUUACCAAGAAGAAAAAUCAUGGAAGUUUAUCCCAUAAAUUUUCGAUCAGAAAAUCAAAAACGCUUGGAAGGACUUCCAUAGCUCCAAAAGCACAAGAUAGUUUUGCGAAUGCUGCGGAAGCAUUUCACUUACAAUUGGCAAAUCAAGGAAGUGGGACACUACCAGGAAAAGUAGAUCAUGGUCAACGACAAGAGCCCGUUAAAUCUAAUAGCUUGAAAAGAGAAAAACGUAAAAGCUGGAAAAAGAAACAUGGCCUUUCAAUAAAGUCUCGUUCGAAAGAGAGACUAAAUAUGGGAUCGUCGGAUGAUCUGCGUGCAAAAUCGGCACCAACGUCGCCGCACAUUCAACCUACUAUCGAAUCAGUUAGUAGAAAUACUCGUUCACCGCCUCUUAUAAAACAAUCAUUGGGUUAUAAAGCGAAAAAUAGUUCAAACUUUCGAGUACUCAAGAAUGCUUAUAGUGGUGCACCAAGAGAGCGUACAACAUCUUUUGAGCUUGAUACGCCUCACAGUCCUAAAAUAAUGAGCCCAGCAUCAACUCGGAGUAUGACGUUGGACAAUAGGAGAACCGGUCGUGAUGGUAGAACUCUUGUAAGAGCUGGUAGUAGUGGGCAACUUGGAACACAUCCAAAAUUGAAGCAUGUCAAUAGUCUGAACUCUGAAAAUUCAGGUUCAAAUUCCGAUAUUAGUCUUAUUUUAGAUGACGAAUUUGAUGAUUUCAAGGGGAAAAUCGGACAGAAAGCUGGCACAUUGUCCCGCUUAUUAGGUCGCAAGAUGAAAGAACGAAAAUUCGAUAUCUUAGAGUUUGAAAGCGAUGAGCAACGAUCGGAAUCGUACAGCACUUCAAGUUUAGGCAGGCGUCGACAUAAGCGAGGAAAGUCUGCAACUCUUGGUUCGCCGUCAAUGACUCUCCGUUCUCGUUACUCUAACAGUAGAGAAGCUCUUGCAGAAAUAGAAGCUAUGUCAGAAGCUGAUUUAUUCUUUGGAUCUAAAAGAUUUGUCCGUGGAUUUAUGGUGGAGGCUGACGAAAGCGAUGAAGACUAUGAUGACACAGCAGCUGAAAAUGACGACAUAGCGUUACAGUUUGAGUCGGCCAGAGUUAAUAAAUAUGCCACCAUAACAGGUGUUAGAUCCGGGUCAAACGGACGCUACGAAAUGGGAAGUUUAAAGAAGCGCAGGUCUGACACUCUUCUGGAAACAUCGAGUCGUAACAAGGAAGAUUCUUCUCCUGUGCUCAGUCGCAGAAAUCUAAGUUUACCGGUGAUGGACGGUCAACAGAAAUCGAAGGGCUCGAAAAAUAAAGGGCUCGGAUCCGCAUUUUCUCGCACUAUGCAGAAAGGUCCGUCCAGUCAUCUUGCUUUCAGUGAAGUUUUGACGGAGAACGAAGUUGUUGGGAAUUCAACAGAACGACUUACAGCUAGUCCACUACGAACCCGAAAGCUUCAACCAGUCGAGCCUUUGAAUGAAGAGCCUUCGCCUAAAAUUCUGUCGUCAGCCAAGGUACUUCAUCGACACCUAGUGGCGAUUAGACCAGACUUGUUUUGUACACACAACGCAGAAGAUGAACGAGAUGGAUAUGGAUCAUACGAAUCAACUGCCCGAGACCAAGAGGUUCGAUCGUAUCCAAAUAGCAUUUUUGGACAAGACCUUGUCACGUGGUUAGUGACGUAUUCAGCUACAUCAUCUAGUUCUCACGAUUCCGAUCUUUCGCCAUCAACUACGCAGGAAAAGCGUAAAGAUGCGUGCGGGAUGUUACAAGCUCUACUAGAAGAAGGAGCGAUAUUUCAUGUACGAAGAGAACAUCAUUUCCAAGACACGUAUCUUCUGUACCAAUUUCAUGAAGCCGUUUCAAAAGCAGGUGAGAGUUCAAAGGUCAAUGGUCGACCUGUAUCGACAGAAAGCACUUUCUCUUCCUCAACGAUAAGCAGUGAUUUCAAUUCGACAACUAGCACCGAAACAAAUGAUACUGAAAUUCAGAAUGAUGACCCGGCCCCCCAACCACCAAGGCGACAUAACGACACAGAACACUGGGUACCUUCAUCUGUUGAUGAACUAGAACUGAAGGAAGUGCUUUCUCAUCUUCAGAAUGUCGCACCUGACGCCAUGUUUAGAAUGGUGCUUCGAAAGCUGCCAAAAGACAGAACGGCAGAAGAACUGAUGAUGAUAUAUGAAGAAAUUUUGCACAUCAAGGCAUUAGCACAUCUCAGUGACUCCGUAAAAAGAGAGCUUGCUGGCGUUCUCAAAUUUGAAUUCCACAGAAAACGCGGCAAAACACUGUUCAGUCAAGGCGACGAAGGACGUUCGUGGUACAUCAUUGUAAAGGGUGCUGUUGACGUCGAUAUACAAGGACAGGGUGUGGUGUGUACUCUACACGAAGGAGAUGACUUCGGAAAUCUAGCGAUCAUCAAUGACGCACCCAGAGCAGCUACCAUAGUUCUAGCAGAAGACAAUUGUCAGCUCUUGCGAGUAGACAAACACGAUUUUGUUCGGAUUUUAAAGGACGUGGAAGCGAACACUGUGCGACUCAAAGAACACGAAAAAGACGUUCUAAUUCUUCAAAAAAUACACGCAAGAUCUUCUUCACAAAACGGCAGAGAGAAAUAUAUUAAUAACAACACAAAGCCUAAUAAUAGAAUACCGGUAGCAGCCACACCAACGAGACAUAAUCACCGAUAUGCUAUUUCAGCAGGAACAUCUUCAAAAAUCGUCGAACAUGUCGUGAAGUCGUUACGUCCAUGGGGAACAGCCCGACAAAGCGACGAAGCAAUGGAAGACGUUAUAUUGAUGUACCAGGUUUUUAUGUCAACACAAGAACUCUGCAAGCAAUUGAUGAACAUUUACCAAUCAGAAACAUCAGAACAAAUCGAUGCCACAAAAUCCAUAAAACGAAAAGUGGUUUAUUUCGUCGUUAGAUGGAGCCAUAUCGCAACGCAUAUUUUCUACGACCAGCCAGCUGUGGGACCGUUUCUGAAGGAAUUGAAACAAGCGGUGACAGAUGAUAGCAAAAUUUAUCCAAACCUGAAGGAAGAUUUCGCUCGAAUUUAUGAAAUUGAGUCAGUUCCUGUUGAUAGUCCAACACAUCGUGGAUGGAUCACAGUGGAGUCCACAACAAUACAUAGGUACCCUCAGUCAGAAACAGCACGCAAGCCGCACCAAGCUGUUAAAGCAAGCGACGAUGUUAUGCUUAAAGUGUACAACGCAAACCGAACAUACACCACUGUACGACUACCAGUCAUAUCGACGGUGAACGAAAUUGUCAGUGCGGUUGCGGAAAAGCAAGGUCGAGAAUCGGAGAAUCUCCUUCUUAUCCAAGUGCAAUCUGAUGGGGAUAUGUAUGUCCUACCCAAAAAAAUGACGUCAGCUGCAACGACAGUGGGCGUCAAUGGCAGACUUUUUGUCUGCUCAGCCGACGAAAAAGACGAUAUAGAACCAUUAGCCGAACAACAAGUGGUACCAUCCAACAAUAGCACUGUUUUAGAACUUGUGGGAUCUCAAGAAAUUGCUGAGCACAUCACACAACUUGACUGGGAACUUAUAAACAGUAUUCACGUGAUGGAAUUCGUUCACAAAGUUUUCGGUUCUCACAAGUUCCACAGUGUGACUUCAAAUAUUGAUGUGUUUGCACGAAGAUUCAAUCAAUUGGCAUAUUGGGCACCUACUGAGAUAUGUGCUUGCAAUAAUUUGAACAAACGAGUCCACUUGCUAAGAAAAUUCAUCAAGAUUGCCCAACACCUCAAAGAACUUCAAAAUAUGAAUGGAUUCAUGGCGGUAAUGAUCGGCCUUGGAAAUCAAGCUUUGAGUCGUUUGCACGGAACUUGGGAUAAACUACCAACGAAAUACAAAAAAAUGAUGACUGAAUUUGAAGCUAUAUUGGAUCCCUCAAGAAAUCAUCGUGCGUACCGACUCCACGUCGCCGGCUUGCGGCCACCAUUAAUUCCGUACCUACCGCUUCUUAUGAAAGAUAUGACGUUCCAACACGAAGGAAACGACAGUACCAGAAAUGGACUCAUCAACUUCGAAAAAAUGCAUAUGAUGAGUAACAGCAUUCGUGGUGUUGUACAAGCGUGCUCCAAACCCUUCGAAAUGACCAAUAAUAUCAUCACUUCAAAAACAUUCGACGAAACGCGACAGUAUACAAGAAACUUUGGCGUCAUGACAGACCAGAAACAACUAAAUCAGCUGUCCGGCAGAGUUGAAACAAAACGUUGAGAGGUAACGUCAUCAUAAUGACGUCAUAAUACUGGAGCAUUCCGCCCAAAAAGUCGACAAAGCGAGUCGUGGCUGAGAGGAGUUGACGAAUGAACAGAAAUGGCGACGGAGUAUGCGAGAGAAAAUUAGAGAGAAAGGCAAAACUUAUAUAUUCGAGAGAAAUAUGUCGCGAAAUUAUGUCGUAACAAACAAACACUUGUGAUUGACAGAUUCAAAAUUCUGUCAAUUUGUGAACAAAUGAUUUCAAUGUGCAAUGGAUUAUUUAUUAUUCCUUCUCAUUUUGUUUAUCUAUAUUCAUAAAAAAAAAUUUCAUCAAUUGCCCAGAUGUUUCGCGAGAUGAAAUACUAUACUAUAAUGUCACACUGUGUACAUCGUGCAUAAUAUUUAAUUUCAUCUAAAACUGAGCGAAAUUAUUAUUUCAAGCUAAUCUGGCAGGCUGCUUUAUUUAUGAAAUUGCUUUAUCCAAUUUAUCCAGCUUUGGAUACCCAGAAUGUCAACAAAAUAUGGCUUGAUCUGUCUUUCAAAUGGCUAAAAUUCAAGCAAAUCCAUUGGUUUGUGUCAUAGUAUAUUUGCUUUAAUUCUUUGUUUCCCGGUUGUUCCGAAUGAGUUUCUAGUUGUUGUUGUUUUUUUCGCUUUUUUCAUUUUCAUUAGACUAACUUGUUCCCCUUCAAACUGAUGGCUAAUAAAUCACAAGGCAGAUCUAUAACAAAAAACUUGGCCAUAAAUAAAUUCAAAUGUUUUUGAAAUGCUCUUCUUCCAUGAUCAAUAGCAACCCGAACUUGGACCGAUUAAAAUUUGACGAGUGUUUUUAAAAAUGCUUCAUGUUCACUUUGGAAAACCCUCGACGCCCUUUUUGAGCAGCCAUAACUCUAUUUUAUCACCAAAUUUUACGUCAACGUUCAGAUGCUGCUGAUUUAUAAAGAAAAAAAUGAUUUCAAGCAAAUUUAUUAAAUGUUAUUAAUAAUAUUAUUGUCAUUAUAUUUUUUGUUUCAAUAAUUUUUUACUUGUUUUAUUUUUUAUUUUUACUUAAUUUCAAUUUCUUCGUAAAAGUUUAUUUCACUGAUUUUUAUCGGAUUCGACUAUUUCUGAUUAGCAAUAAAAUGCCUUCGUCCUCAACAGUGAA
Molecule: messenger RNA, 6857 nt
Organism: Styela clava
Lineage: Eukaryota; Metazoa; Chordata; Ascidiacea; Stolidobranchia; Styelidae
Biological process (GO): Ras protein signal transduction
Cellular component (GO): plasma membrane
Molecular function (GO): guanyl-nucleotide exchange factor activity
Source: RefSeq, a predicted model, not a curated record